UAUAAUAGAACAAACUAAUGGCGGAAGUGUACUUAGAGGUAUUCUCUUGUGUUGUUGUGAAACAAAGGUCAUUUAUUUGUGCAAAAGACGUUCAAACUACACCUAAAUAAUUGCUGAAUAUUACUGGAAAAUGUUAUCAAGAAAGAGAGGGAUUGAAAUUUUGAUUGCGAUUGCGUUCUGGGCGGAUUUGGUGUGCGGAUUUUACGAGGAGAAAGAACAGACAAAGUACACGACAGCCAAACUCAACAUAACCAUUUGUUACUCAGAACGAAAACGUUGUGUUUCUAUUCCCCAAGAUGGAAUUUAUGGAUCCCAAAGUCCCAUCAAAAAGGCUAGUGGCUGGCUUUACAAACUGAGUGACUCAAAUAUAAAUGGUUGUAAAAUAUUUCAAGUUCAUGUCGACAAACCUUGGAUUGCUCUCGUUCGAAGGGGUUCUUGUCGAUUUGAUGACAAAAUCACGAACGCCUUUAAGCAUAACGCCACCGCCAUUAUAAUCUACAACACCGAAGAAUCCGAAUUGCCGAAGAUGAUCAAUCUUGAUUCACAAUCUAUUGUUUCUGUAAGCAUUACGAAAACUCUCGGCGAAAAGUUAAUCGAAAUGAUGUUGAUGAACAACGAAACCCUCUUCGUACAGAUUAAUGUCGGUUUGCCGCACACGAAAUGGCAAGUCAAUCCGACAUCAGUGUUGUUCGUCUCUGUCUCCUUUAUCGUUUUAAUGGUUAUUUCAUUGGCCUGGCUUGUAUUCUAUUAUGUUCAAAGAUUCCGCUAUGUCCAUGCUCGCGACAAAACUGAAAAACGAUUGACAUCAGCUGCAAAAAAAGCUAUUGCAAAGCUGUCUACCCGUACUGUUAGUAAAAAGGAUGAAGAAGAGGAGGUUGAUAGCUGCCCUGUUUGUUUAGAUGGCUACAAAGGUGGAGAAACACUCAGAAUAUUACCUUGUCAACAUGAGUUUCAUAAGCUGUGUAUUGAUCCAUGGCUUGUUGAGCAUAGAACGUGUCCGAUGUGCAAGCUUAACAUUUUAAAAGAAUUAGAAGUGCCAGUCACUGAAAAUAGAAAUAGUAGUGUUGAGGUGGAAGCAGCUACUACAAUAGAGCCAACACAGGAGAAUGAAGAUCACCAUAAUGCUGCUGAUAAUCCAAUUGUGUUCAUUGGGGAAAUUGAAGAUAGCUCAGUUGGGUUGUCACGAAGGCAAAGUAUUGAUGGGGAAAGUUCAGGAAGCUCAGACUCGUCAGCUAGAAUUCUUCAUGUGAAUGCUGAUAUUAAUUGGGAACGUGAUGAACAAACUAGCUCCACAUCCAACUUAAUGGAUUCGUCAUCUCUAAGAACAUAAAAUAGCUUGGGAGGUGCUGUACAUGGAGCUAAUAAACUAUGUGUGAUUAUUUUUUGCAAGAUAAAGGAAUUAUUGUGUAUGGUAGAGUAUGAGAAUCAAGAAUGUUUGCCCUAUGGAGUGUCAUAGGCUUCAGAUUCAUUUUAUUUUAUAAUUUUUUUUGGCUUUAUGAACCUGAUAGUUUUUAAGCAACACAAGAAAAAUGAAUCACAACCAAAUGAAAAUGGGCAAUACACAAGAUUAUUAGGUGUUUGCCUAACAUUCAAAGUAUUUCCCACAAAUAAUAAAAUUAGGUAUAAUGUAGGGCUUAAGAAAGAGCUGGUCAAUCACCGGUCAUGAUGAAUAGCCAAAUAUAGUUUUUUGCUCAGUCAUACCUUAUUUCUCGCUUAACUUUACUGGUCAAAAUGACCGGCAAGGCAAACAUUUGACUGGACAAGCUCAAGUAUUCUGGCUGGAUAUUGUACAUUGACUGGCCACUUAUUUAAGCCCUGAUGUAAAAUAUGUUCCCAACAAUAAUCAACAUGUGACAUUUUUUUCAGUCACAAGUUUCUUUUUGAGUGUUAUUGCUUUAAUUGCUUCAGCAUUACAACUUCCUACCAUUUAGAAUGAAGGAUCAAGAUAUUUUUACUGAAGAGGGAGUGCCGUCAUUCUGACAGUUAAGGCUUGAAAUUAUAUGUCCCUUUCUUACAUUUUGAAAAGUUUUCCCUCUGGGGCUACAGCUAAGGAACAAAAAAAUUAGUGACUCCCUCCUCUUUGUUUAGAGGACUCUGUUAUGAUAGGAAUGCAUUUGGUUGACAUCCACUGAAAAUCGAAAUCAGUUUUUUGAAAAAAACUCAUUUCACUUAAAAGUCGCUUGCAAUAAAUAUUGUGAACAGCUGCAAGCGAAAAUCGAAUUUACUGAAAAAUUUUUCCAAUUCUCAACCUGCUCCAAAAGCCAUUUAAGUUUAUUAGUUAUUUGCAGUAUAUGAAAUAUCUGAUAGCAUCCGUAAUUAGAAAAUAUAAGGUACACUGGAUUAUUAUUUGUCUAAUUUCCAUGACUAUCAAUAGUUAUUCAUGGUUCCAAUUCCCCUUGUUACUGUUGCUAUUGUGCUUACUACCCCUACAUAAAACAUUAGCUAAGAUAUCUCAAAAUUUAACAUUCUGAUCACAGAAAAUUAUUUACAAAUAGUUUCAUUUGUGUACUGUCCUGUGAAAAUAAAAAAAUGCCUUGUAGUAUUGUUUAAAACAGAUACUGAAUAGAAAUUUAUGGUACAAAAUUUUGACUCUACUGGGAAAACUGCUGCAACAGUGAUUGACUUGCUAUAUAAUCUGAGUCGGAACCAUGAAUCUUUGUUUAACCCACUAUAAUAUAGUAACAUGUCUUAUAAACAUUACCAAGCACCAUUUCUGUUGUUUUCAAUUAUUGACUAACAUAUCAACUACAAGAUUUUGUUUCAAGUUUGAGAUCAUUGCAUAAAAUUUACACCAGAUAAUUAACCCUGUAAUGUACUGCCAUCCAUCAUAAUUAGUUAAGUUAGAGUAUGUAAAUAUUUCACAUGAUUGUAGAUUAAUAAAAUAGCAGUAUUCUGAA
This is a messenger RNA of Actinia tenebrosa (Australian red waratah sea anemone), 2897 nucleotides long. Its product is annotated as RING finger protein 150. Lineage: Eukaryota; Metazoa; Cnidaria; Anthozoa; Actiniaria; Actiniidae. The record is from RefSeq and is a predicted model, not a curated record.